Messenger RNA from Xenia sp. Carnegie-2017, 1767 nucleotides. RefSeq names its product coiled-coil domain-containing protein 91-like. Gene Ontology annotation, biological process: Golgi to lysosome transport. Gene Ontology annotation, cellular component: trans-Golgi network. NCBI's taxonomy places the organism in Eukaryota, Metazoa, Cnidaria, Anthozoa, Malacalcyonacea, Xeniidae. The transcript has 12 exons. Bases 580 to 1650 code for a protein of 356 amino acids. The record is from RefSeq and is a predicted model, not a curated record.
AAAGACAUAAAAACAGGAAAUGUUUUUUCAAUGUUAUUAUUAAUUCGUUUAUACAUUUCAAAUGGCGGACAACAAUUGGAAUGCUUUCAAUACAUCAGAAAGUGGCAACAAUCAGAAUGGAGAUGAUGAUUGGGCAGAUUUUGGUGGCUUUGAGUCUGCAUCACCGGCAUCCAAUAUAUUUGGCAAUUCUUCUGCAUCUGCUACAAUUCCUUGGGCUACAGUAUUUCCUGCAACAUCGUCUCAACAAUCCAACAAUUCUUCUGUCAACAGCCAGCCAAUUAAUUCUGCUGUAUUUAAUGAUGGGGGUGACUAUGCUGUACUCAAAUCUAGUGCUACCAAUAUACCUUCAUUUCAAAACAAUCCUCUAAUUCAAAAUUGCUGACCCAGGUCAAGGAUUUGCACCUCAAAGUAGCUCUUUAGGUAACCGAGUAACACAAGAUUUUUCAAGUAAAAUAGACUCUCAGUUACAAACAAGUCUUGUUCAAGCACAACCUUCAGAGAUCUCUAGCAUAAAACAAAGGUUUCAGCCGAGGGUCCGCUUUGCCUCAAAGAACUGAGUUUCCAUUGAAUGAGGUGUUAAUGACAUCAAGUAAUGUACAAGUAAGCCAAUCAGCCCCACCAUUGCCAAGCAGAGAAAGAACUGGGGAUAGUCGCAGUGCUGUUCAUGAAGCUGAACUAAAAAAUGUUAAAGUUGAAUUAGAAGAAACAAAAAGUAAAGUAAAUGAUUAUGAAGAAAAAUUACAGAUAUCCGAAGAGAAGUUAUCUCUUGCAGAAAGAGAAAAAAUCAGAUUGGAAAAGAACAUGGAAGAAAUGAAAGCUAAGUAUACCGAAGCCACGCAGCUAGCAAAAGAUCAGUAUCUUGAAUUACAAAAACAGAAAGAAAUGUACGAUCAGUUGCAGGACGAACACGAGGAAAAAGUUAAGAAACUGAGGGAAGCUGGACAAGAGUCAUUUGCUCUAAUAGUUCAAGAAUACAAGGCAUUAUCGACAACAGCUGUAUCACAGGAACGCGAGAGAAAUGAGAAACAUUUACAUAAAAUACUUGAAGAAGAGAGAGAUAAAUUUACGGAAUUCAUCAAGCAUCAGGGCGAAACUUUGAAACUUAUGGUUGUCGAGGAACAAACGAAAGGAUUGCAUAAAAUUGAAGAUGCUUUAGAAGAACAAAAGGCGAAAUAUGAGAAAAAAUUGAACGAUUGUCUUGAAGAGGAGAGAAAGAAAAAUCAAGAACUGCUCGAAAAGGCCUUAGAGGAAGAACGCGCCCGCGGGGUUGCUGCCGCUGACGAAUUGCUACUCAAUCAGAAGAAAGAGUUUGAGUCUAUGAUCUCUUCAGUAAAGAAACAAUUUGAAGAAAAUCUUUGUCAGGAAAGAAAGGAAACGAAAAAUUUGAUUUCAAAGUUUGUUGAAGAUCAGAAAGAAGAAGCUAAGAGCAAUUUGAAUGAAACAAUGGUCGAAGAACGCGAAAAAUCACGUCAUGCAGCUGUUGUUAUUAAAGACCAAUUGAAAGAAGAAAUGAAAGAAUAUGCAAAAGAAAAAGAAAAAGCUGAUGAAGCUUUGCGACUACGUAACUAUCAAAGUAUGGACGUGUUUUUACAAGCAAUUCGAACACAACUUCAGUCUUUAAUGAACAACACAGAAAUCAAUCGAACUUAAAGUGUUUUAGAUUAUAUAAACACGGCAACAAGACUUAAGCAAAAUAAACCCAUUGUUUUUAAUAAGCUUGAUGCCUGCCUCUGGAAAAGGUUUGAGAGAAAUACACAUUUAAUUAAA